AGACCUUUACUGCAUGGUGUAAUUCACAUUUGAGAAAAGCUGGUACUUCCAUUGAUAACAUAGAAGAAGACUUUCGAAAUGGUUUGAAACUGAUGCUCCUAUUAGAAGUUAUCUCUGGAGAAACUCUACCCAAACCAGACAGAGGAAAGAUGCGUUUCCACAAGAUUGCCAAUGUUAACAAGGCCCUAGACUUCAUUGCCAGCAAGGGUGUAAAAUUAGUAUCUAUAGGUGCUGAAGAAAUUGUUGAUGGCAACUUAAAAAUGACUCUGGGUAUGAUCUGGACUAUCAUCCUAAGGUUUGCCAUCCAAGAUAUUUCUGUGGAAGAAAUGACUGCCAAAGAAGGUCUCUUGUUAUGGUGUCAAAGAAAGACAGCUCCGUAUAAGAAUGUCAAUGUACAAAAUUUCCAUUUGAGUUUCAAGGAUGGUCUGGCAUUCUGUGCUCUCAUCCACCGUCAUCGACCAGAUUUGAUUGACUAUAAUAAGCUUUCCAAAGACAACCCUCUGCAAAACUUGAACACAGCCUUCGAUGUUGCUGAAAAAUAUUUGGAUAUUCCUCGUAUGUUGGAUCCAGAAGAUUUGAUCAACACGCCCAAACCGGAUGAGAGGGCUAUUAUGACGUACGUCUCAUGCUAUUACCACGCUUUCCAAGGCGCUCAACAGGCUGAAACUGCUGCCAAUAGAAUAUGUAAGGUUCUUAAAGUAAAUCAAGAAAAUGAGCGAUUGAUGGAAGAAUACGAACGCCUUGCUAGUGAUCUUCUUGAAUGGAUUCGUCGUACAAUGCCAUGGUUAGAGUCUAGAGUGACUGACAAUUCAUUAGCUGGUGUGCAGAAAAAAUUGGAAGAAUAUAGAACUUACAGGAGAAAACUAAAACCACCGAGAGUAGAACAGAAAGCUAAACUAGAAACUAACUUUAAUACCUUACAAACAAAAUUACGCCUUUCUAAUAGGCCAGCGUACAUGCCAACUGAAGGCAAAAUGGUUUCGGAUAUUGCCAACGCAUGGAAAGGACUAGAACUGGCUGAAAAAUCAUUUGAAGAGUGGCUUCUUUCUGAAAUGAUGAGGUUGGAGAGAUUAGAACAUUUGGCCCAAAAAUUCAAGCACAAGGCAGACAUUCAUGAGGAAUGGACCAGGGGCAAAGAAGAAAUGCUCCAGUCUGGCGACUUUAGGCAGUGUCGACUAAAUGAACUGAAAGCCCUGAAGAAGAAGCAUGAAGCAUUUGAAAGUGACCUAGCUGCACAUCAAGAUAGGGUGGAGCAAAUAGCUGCAAUUGCUGGAGAACUCAAUUCUUUACGAUAUCAUGAUUGUGAAUCAGUAAACAACAGAUGCAAAAGAAUUUGUGAUCAAUGGGACAGGCUUGGUUCGCUUACUCAGCAGAGAAGACAAAAUCUUGAUGAAGCUGAGAAAAUUCUUGAAAAAAUUGAUAUUCUUCAUCUUGAGUUUGCUAAGAGAGCAGCUCCUUUCAAUAAUUGGUUGGAUGGAACAAGGGAGGAUCUUGUUGACAUGUUUAUUGUUCAUACCAUGGAAGAGAUUCAGGGUCUUCUUGAAGCUCAUUCACAAUUCAAAGCAACUCUUGGUGAAGCAGAUAAAGAAUAUACAUCCAUUGUUGGUCUUGUGAAGGAAGUUGAAGCCACAGUCCACAAAUAUCAUAUCCCUGGUGGCCUUGAGAAUCCGUAUACUACACUUACUGCUAAUGAUCUAACAAGGAAAUGGACUGAGGUACGGCAAUUAGUUCCACAAAGAGAUUCCACCCUCCAAGCUGAACUUAGAAAACAACAGAACAAUGAAAUGUUAAGAAGGCAGUUUGCUGAAAAAGCCAAUCAGGUCGGACCUUGGAUUGAAAGGCAAAUGGAUGCUGUUACUGCCAUUGGAAUGGGUCUGCAGGGAUCUCUUGAAGAUCAACUUCAUAGACUGAAGGAAUACGAGCAGGGAGUAUUUGCAUACAAACCUCAUAUUGAAGAAUUGGAGAAAAUUCACCAAGCUGUGCAAGAAGGAAUGAUCUUUGAGAAUAGGUACACUCAAUUCACCAUGGAAACAUUGCGUGUUGGUUGGGAACAGUUAUUGACCUCAAUUAAUAGGAAUAUUAAUGAGGUUGAAAAUCAGAUUCUUACUCGUGAUUCUAAAGGUAUUACCCAAGAGCAAUUAAAUGAAUUUAGAGCUUCCUUCAAUCACUUUGAUAAGAAUAGAACUGGGCAACUUGCACCAGAUGAGUUCAAAUCAUGUUUGGUGUCCCUUGGGUACAGCAUUGGAAAAGAUAGACAGGGUGAAAUAGAUUUCCAGCGAAUAUUAGCUGUUGUGGAUCCAAACAGCUCUGGGUAUGUACACUUUGAUGCAUUCCUAGACUUCAUGACUAGAGAAUCUACAGACACAGACACGGCUGAACAAGUCAUUGACUCCUUCCGCAUUUUGGCUGCUGACAAGCCUUAUAUCCUGCCGGAUGAACUUAGGAGAGAACUUCCUCCUGACCAGGCUGAGUACUGUAUUAAGAGGAUGCCUCCUUACAAAGGACCUAAUGGUAUUCCUGGUGCCUUGGACUACAUGUCAUUUUCUACAGCUCUCUAUGGCGAGUCAGACCUCUAG
Nezara viridula (southern green stink bug) is the source of this 2576-nucleotide messenger RNA. NCBI's taxonomy places the organism in Eukaryota, Metazoa, Arthropoda, Insecta, Hemiptera, Pentatomidae. The record is from the annotation of a GenBank genome assembly.